Paramisgurnus dabryanus is the source of this 3394-nucleotide messenger RNA. It is a transcript of the gene plat, whose product is annotated as plasminogen activator, tissue. Lineage: Eukaryota; Metazoa; Chordata; Actinopteri; Cypriniformes; Cobitidae. Gene Ontology annotation, molecular function: serine-type endopeptidase activity. Gene Ontology annotation, biological process: smooth muscle cell migration; plasminogen activation. The record is from RefSeq and is a predicted model, not a curated record.
CGUCACGGUUCCGUCCCACGCCUUCGCGAAAGAGGGCGAGAUUCAGGAAUAAAUAUCCUGAGAUUCAUGAGAUUCAGACACAGACACAAAGAAGACAGAGUGAGAGAGUGAGAGAGACUUUGGAUUAAAACUCAUUUUACCGCACAUUGCAGUGGAUCAGAGACACGCGCACCGAGAGGAGUUUCCAGUAAGACCUGUGUGAGAACCAUGAAUUUAUUCCAGCAACUAUUCCUGCUUCUUCCAGCUGUUUUAUGUUAUGCCGAUCACACAGUGCUACAUCACAGACAGAAGAGAGGGACACGUAUGUAUACUAGAGAGAUGUGUGUGGACAAUGACUCAGUCAGAAACACUGGGGCGACGUGGCUGCGUUGGAAAGGUCCAAAAGUUGAAUUCUGCCGCUGUACCUCACGAGGAAGACCAAAAUGUCAUGAGAUACCAGUUACCAAGUGUUUUCUUCCAAAGUGUUAUAAUGGAGGGUUGUGUAAAGAAGCUGUUUACUCGAAUGAUUUUAUAUGCCAGUGUCCAACCGGGUUUACCGGCACUCAGUGUGAAAUCAAUACAGGUGAGAAAUGUGCGAGGGGUCAAGGGUUAGAUUACCGUGGUAUUUGGAGUACAAGCGCAUCACGACUGGAGUGUAUUAACUGGAAUUCAACGUCACUGAGAGGAAAGAGAUUCACAGCUAAAAGACCAGAAGCCAAUACACUGGGACUGGGAAAUCAUAACUUCUGCAGAAAUCCAGAUGGAGAUACUAAGCCCUGGUGUUAUGUUUAUAAAAGAGCUCAGAUCACAUGGGAAUUCUGCUCUUUACCCACCUGUGUAUCAGAGCCCACGCAGGAGUGUUUACUCGAAUCAGGACAGACGUACAGAGGAACAAAAGCUAUUACACGCAGUGGUUUAACAUGUUUACCGUGGGACUCUUCCGCUGUCUCUAAAAAAGUCUAUAAUGCGUGGACAUCUAAAGCCCGGGAUCUCGGCAUCGGCAGCCAUAACUUCUGCAGGAACCCAGACCGUGAUCAAAGCCCCUGGUGUCACGUCUACAAAGGAUCACUGCUAACCUGGGAACUGUGCGAUAUCCCUAAGUGCCCGAAGAAAACUCCAUCAAUAACCACGCAUGGACCACGAGCUCCCACACCCAUCAAUAGUCAGGGUUCCUGCGGUCAGCGUCUUGAAGCUCCUUCAAACUCGCUGCCCAUGUUUAGGAUACGAGGAGGUCAGAGCAGCGACAUCAGAGAGCAACCGUGGCAGGCCGCUAUUACUGUAUAUCUGCCACGUGCCAACACUUUUAACUUCCUGUGUGGAGGGGUUCUCAUUGACUCCUGCUGGAUCCUAUCAGCUGCUCACUGCUUCCAGCAGGGUUAUUCAGAGAAACGUCUUCGGGUGAUUCUUGGUCGAACCUUCAGGCUUCAGAACUCCAGCAGUGAGCAGAUCUUUGAUGUGGAGAAAUAUUGGGUUCAUGAAAAUUAUGAUGAUGACACUUAUGAUCAUGAUAUAGCUCUGCUCAAGUUAAAGAGCGAAGAUGGUAUCUGUGCUAUAAACUCUCCUGAGGUUCUGCCUGCGUGUUUACCAGAACCAGACCUGGUUUUACCUGACUGGACCGAGUGUGAGAUCUCAGGCUAUGGGAAAGAGGAAGAGUUUUCUCCGUUUUACUCCGAGAGAAUUAAGCGAGGUCUCGUUCGGUUAUGGCCUCAGGAACAGUGUGUCCCAGAGAAGCUGGCCGGGCGUCUGGUGACUCCUAACAUGUUGUGUGCCGGAGACACACGCGGUUUAGACGAUGCAUGCAAGGGGGAUUCUGGUGGUCCUCUGGUGUGUCCUAAGAAUGGCAGGAUGAUGUUGAUGGGGUUGAUCAGCUGGGGUGACGGGUGUGGAAAGAAAGACGUGCCCGGUGUUUACACUCGUGUCACAAACUACACAAAGUGGAUCUCUAAUAAGAUGAGAUCUAACUGAGACAUAAUAGCAAAUGACUGUUGGGUACUCAAAUGAAGGUGAUGUGGAGGACGUCUCCAUGUCCAUUGAUCUUCACACAGCUGGACCAGUGAGCAUCACUCUCACAUAUCGAACUUUUAGUCUUUUUAAAGCUCUUCAGAUUUCAACAAGAACCCAUCAGUUGCGGGAGAAUACAUAACAGAACCUCAGAUGUUUUGUGAUGCUGUGAGUUGAUCAUUGCAUGUACUGAAUUGAACGACAUGUUUCAAUGAUGUAUUUUAGGAUGCUGCAGAAAUUGUGGCUUAAAACCAACCAAACGUUCUGCUAUAGAACGAUGCUGAAUUGACUUUGGGUACAAACUCUGAUUCAGAGAUGGACCUGCUUCUUUAAUAGUACUUUUAGUAUUUUAAAAUGUUUAAAGGUGCCGUAUAAUGUAAAACUGUAUUUACCUAAGCAUAGAUGAAUGAUAACACCAAUUGUGACGUUACGCCCACAACAUUAAAUGAAUCACAAUGUUGUUACAAUGCUAAAAUCAAAUUGUGACUGUUGAGUUAGCACUUAUUGCUAGUUAAUGCUAUAUGCUAGCAUUUAGGCUGAAGUUCUACUAUUGACGUUUUGCAGGUCCAUACUGAAAAAACACAAACUUGCCACUUAGAAACGUCCAUUAACAAUUCCCAAACCAUUGAUUAUUCCUCAAAUUUUGUAUCUUUAUUUGAUACAGACUCAAACAUAAGGUCUGUUUGCAUACACACAGAGCUACUGAAGAGCUGCUCUGAGAAACAGCCAAUCAGAGCAGAGCUCAACAUUAUUAUUCAUAACCCUUUCAAAUAAGGGUUGCAAAUGGACAUGUAAAACCGUCUCUGGAUAUUUUUUCACUUAAUAAAGACAAACAUCUUUUAUGUAGAUAUCAAAGAACAAUUUAAAUUUGUUUAUGCAUUCUUUGGCACCUUUAAAUGGAUUUAGACGGAGCACUUCAUGUAGCUUAACUGGUGGAGCAUUAUGUUAGCAGCGCAUGGGUCAUGGGUUUGAUUCUAGGGAACACACAUGUUAAUAAAAUAAAUAACAUUGACAUGAUAAUAAGUGACUAAAUACAUUUCAUCUCUGAAAAGAAGUGAAAGCAUUCUGUAUUCUUGGCUGUUACAGGAUGUUUUUGUGUUGUGAUGCUUUUUGGCAUCAAAUCAAUUUUUUAAUACAUUUUUAACACUAAAUGUCUGCUGGGUCAGAGAGACUUGUGUUUACUACAGUAUGUAUUUAAUAAGACUUACAGUUCCACUAAUGGUAUGAUUGUAUUAAUCAUCCAAGAUCUAAUAUUAUUACAUGCUUUAGAUGUUGGGAUACAUAUUAACUUAUUAUUUAACUUUUUACAUUUUUUUUGUAAACCUUAGAUUUAUAUUCAUACAUUAUUGUUUUAUGGUUUUAUAAAUGCUUGUACAUUAUUGUGUGUGACUUUUUAUAAAAAAAAUAAUGAAAA